Messenger RNA from Penicillium daleae, 705 nucleotides. RefSeq lists its product as uncharacterized. The transcript has a single exon. The record is from RefSeq and is a predicted model, not a curated record. The coding region runs from base 1 to 705 and encodes 234 amino acids. Lineage: Eukaryota; Fungi; Ascomycota; Eurotiomycetes; Eurotiales; Aspergillaceae.
AUGAAUGGAUGCGACGAGGUAGAAAAGGUGCGGUUUCGCAUGGUUUUCACUGCCCCUACAUCAAGUUCUACAAUCACCACAAUGUCCAAAUGGCUCGAGGUCGCUGUUGAGCCCGCACAAAUCCAAUUGUCUCAGCAGAGGAUUUCAGCUGCCCCGGUGCAGCGUCUUUCUCAGCUGUCCAUAUCGCCUGCAUUGUCACUCUGCAUGGAGCCUAGCCAUCAGAUCUCCCUCUCACAGAUAUCUGAUAUGUGCAAUGCGCUUGCUCAAUAUGCGACGUCUCAUGAGAAUCAACAACCGCUUGGCUAUGUUAGCGAUGGGUCGUACAGGCCUGUUUGUACUGAAAAGCGACGAAAGGACGCUUGGACUCGCAGUCACUUGAAGAGUUACUUCAACAAUCAUCUCUUUUCCUUCCUUCUGUUGACCGCGGCGUUGAUUUCUCAAGAAGAGAUCGCCUGUACUGUGAUCCAAUUUCAGGGCAAUUGGCUUCCAGAGAGCUGGGGUUCCGGCAAUAUCUUAAUAUCAAAGACUGCGAAUCUCGCGGAAGCUAUUCGUUACCCCAUUUUUGACUCGGAAGUUGGCCGACACCAAAACAGUGGAGGGGUGUUUACGCUCGUCUCAGGUCUGCAACGGGACUCUUUUCCAGCUCGGGCUAGCUCUGAUCGAGCUCUCCUUGUGUCGGCCUAUGUCCUCACUGCAGAACUGUGA